This is a messenger RNA of Symbiodinium sp. CCMP2456, 254 nucleotides long. NCBI's taxonomy places the organism in Eukaryota, Dinophyceae, Suessiales, Symbiodiniaceae. The record is from the annotation of a GenBank genome assembly.
GUUUUGCAAGGCAUGCAGGAGGCUGUGAAGGCAGCAGAUGACAAACACGAGGGCCAGGCCGGACUCGUGGGCGAGUUGCUCAAGAAGCUGUCCGAUCUCCCAGGAACCGGCACGUUGAUGAAGGAGGAGAUUUCCCAGGUCCUCAGCAACGGCGAGCGUUGCACCACGGAGCUUGUUCGAGCAGCGAACGGAACUGUCAUUGAGGAGACGACUUGGCUUUUGACAAAUGAGGGGCGGAAGGUGAAGGAGCCCUC